This is a messenger RNA of Pistacia vera, 657 nucleotides long. RefSeq lists its product as uncharacterized. The coding region runs from base 1 to 657 and encodes 218 amino acids. NCBI's taxonomy places the organism in Eukaryota, Viridiplantae, Streptophyta, Magnoliopsida, Sapindales, Anacardiaceae. The record is from RefSeq and is a predicted model, not a curated record. The transcript has a single exon.
AUGGGAAAUGAAGCCCAUGACGAUUAUGCUAAAAAGCAGGCACAACAACAGCCCCAUAACAAGUACAAGCUCAAGAUUCUUUUGUUUGUUAUUGUUACAAAUAUUCCCACAAUCUACAUCUUCUGUGGCUCUUCUUUGAAUUUGAAUUUAACUGGGCACAACAACCAUUUGUCUCUCCCUCUUUGGGACUCUCCCACUCUUGUGCAUGAGCUCAACUCUACUAAAUUUGAGCUUGCAGCUAGUCAUUCCUUCUUUGUUGAGUUGCAGCAGCAGCUUAACUCUACUAAUUUGUUGGUAGAUGCCUUGUUGAUUGAGCUUAUAAGAGAACAUGAACGCUUGACUCAGAAGGUAGCGAGUGUGCCUGGUGGAAAGUUCAAUGCUGACUUGAGCAUCAGAUUGUCUGAUGAAAUGAGGGUUGCAUUAGGCCCUCACAAGCUUCCCUUAGGAAAGUCCCCAAUGACGGGAUUGGAUGAAGUAAUCGCGCCGGUUGGGGUAGGCUGCUUCAAGUUGCAAGAGGAGUUGGUUCAGUAUAUGACAUAUGAGAUUGGUGCAGAGUGUCUUGUGGAUGAUGUAUUUGCGCAGAGGCUUUUGCUUAAAGGGUGUGAACCGUUGCCUCGUUGGAGAUGCCAUCCAAAGUCCACCUCUGAAUUAUGUUGA